GUGGGACGCGGGAAUACUAUGCGGCCGGCGGCCGGCAUGAUGCAACAUUCCGAGGCAGUUGCUCGCGAACGAGCCGCCGCUGGCACGGCGGGCUGCGCCUCCGAUAGCGUAUUGUAUUCGGCCGAGCGCCACCGCCGGCGCGUCGUGCCGCGCUGACUGAACGCCCGUUCGUUCGCUACGUUCAUUACAAUUUUCACUCGUGCGUCGGUCGGACGUGUAGCUUAUUCUAUUUUUAAAGCACGUGGCACAGUGCUUCAGUUAUAACCUAUAGCCAGCCGGUAGCCAAUUCGAGACUCGUUCGGAGGGAUCGCGUCAUCUCUACCCUAAUCCAAGGUCUGCCUACAUUGCAACAAAAUGGGCACCAAACAAGAAGCAAAUGGCUUACAGCCGCAACAUGAACUGGAAAAUUUAAUGCCCGAAGAUGAAAGAAACAAAGAGAAAAUAGUCAGCAAAUACAAUAUGACAAAAGACGUCGAGUCCGCAGGAGACUUUGAUCCAUUUGCGGAGAGAAAAGUCGACAAUCCUACGUCGAACAAUGAUACUCUGACGCAUCUGCUGAAGGCUUCCUUGGGGACGGGCAUUCUGGCCAUGCCGUUCGCGUUCAAGUCCGCGGGCCUCGUGCUCGGGAUCUUCUUUACGAUACUCGUGGCCGUGGUCUGCACACACUGCGCCUAUGUUCUGAUUAAAUGCGCCCACGUGCUGUAUAAGAAAACUAGACGAACGACGAUGAGUUUUCCAGAAGUAGGACAGGCGGCACUAGAAAACGGCCCAGAAAGUCUCAAGCGGUGGGGAAACGCCUUCAGACUUUUCAUCCUUGUAAGUCUAUUCAUGACUUACUUUGGUACUUGCUCGGUGUACACGGUUAUAGUGGCCAAAAACAUUUUACAGGUCGUGGCUCAUUACAUGAAUGUCCAAGAAAAAGAUGUGGAAAUAAGAAUAUUCAUUAUAGCGCUUCUUCUUCCCCUUAUCUUCAUGGCUUGGGUCCGAAACCUGAAGUACUUAGCACCUGUGUCCAUGAUUGCUAACGUUUUUAUGGGCGUUGGACUUGGCAUAACUUUUUACUACUUGGUCGGCACGGGCAGCCUAGAUUUCAAGAAAGUUCAAUUAGUAACAUCACCAUCGGAUUGGCCUCAAUUCUUUUCGCUCACUAUCUUCGCCAUGGAAGCUAUCGGCGUAGUGAUGCCUCUAGAGAACGCCAUGAAGACGCCGCGUUCGAUGCUGGGAUUCUGUGGAGUACUCAAUAAGGGAAUGUCCGGAGUUACUCUCAUUUACAUGCUCCUUGGUUUCCUCGGAUACCUGCGAUACGUUGACAAGGUUGAAGAUUCCAUUACGCUAAAUCUGGAUAUAAAUGAAAUUCUUGCCCAAAUUGUGAAAAUCUCGAUCGCCAUAGCAGUAUACUGCACGUUUGGGCUACAGUUCUUCGUGUGCGUAGACAUAAUGUGGAGCUGCAUCAAGGACAAGUUCACGAAGCGGCCCGACCUUGCCGACUACGUAAUGCGCACCAUCAUGGUGACGCUGUGCGUGAUGCUGGCCGUAGCGGUGCCCACAAUAGGCCCCUUCAUGGGCGUCAUCGGCGCUUUCUGCUUCUCCAUCCUGGGCCUGAUAGCGCCGGCGUUCAUUGAGGUUAUAACCUACUGGGACAUCGGCUUUGGUCCUGGCAAUUUUUUAAUUUGGAAAAAUAUUCUUGUGCUCAUAUUUGGGCUAUUUGCGCUCAUUUUCGGCACGAAAGACGCAGUUUUCGACAUAAUUAAAGCAUAUUCCUAGUGGGAUUUUUGAGUGAGUGUUAGAAUGGACAGGAAAUGCCCCCCGACACUGUGUGGCGUAAAGCAGGUCUUUUGCCUGCGGGAGCAUUCGCAUUGCAUAAGCUUGGCCGUGUGUAGCAAAAAAGUGCCUAUUGUGGCUAAGUAAUCUGUUGCAUAAUUAGUUUAUACUAUGUUAUUUAAGCCUUAGUUACAAUUAUCAAAAUACUAAUUUAUUAUAUCAUGCAACUAUUAAACUAUUAACCAUGAUUGAUAGAUAAUGGUGCUACUAAGAAAAAGGGAAUUCGACAUGUUAACGACAUGGAGGUGUAGCAAAUAUAGUAAAGUAUUAAUGUAAUCUGGGUACAAACAUAUACUUAUCAAAUUUUUUUUAUUGCAUUCCUGUCCCAGAUUCGAGAAGACUAAGACUAAGAUACUCUUAUUAAGCUACCUAAAUUAAAAUCAGCAAAGACAAGAGUUAAGGUGCCUAUAUUUUUAAUUCGCUAUAUCGGCAAUAUGAGACCUUUUACAGUAUAAUAAAAUAUAAUUUAAAAAAUCGCGAAUUACACUCAGACGAUUGGUAAGAGCUUAAUGUGGUUGACCGCUAUGGUUAACGAUUUUGCUUUGAGUGUUACUCGUUAAGGUAAAAACUAAAAAAAAAACGUACAUUACAAGUAGUCCUAACUACAUUUUAACUAGAAAACCAUGGCGCAACUACCUUCAAGACAACAACCGUCUGAGUGAAUUGGCUGUAAAAGCACAAAUAGAAGACCGCGAACUUGGUCCACAUAUCUAUUUCUGGCACACACUCAUAGCUGCGUCCUGAAUGGGCAAAAAUAUUACAGCGAACCAACUUCUACUCGAUGGAACAGCCUUCGGAUCGUACGCCCGUCUAUAGGAAACACGUAUUCUAUAAAAACAGAAAAUUCCUUUAUCUACACACAUAUCAUAAACCUUGUAUGAUGCCUUAAAAAUCCGUAAAUAUUGGCCAAUAUUAAGAUAAACUGUUUUGUUACAACAAAUAUCUUAUCUGUGAAAAUAUUGUAAUGGCUUUAUUACGAAUAUCUCAAAAAAAGCAAUUCGAUCCGACCUCUAUUCUAAUAUCCGUCGAGAUGCCUUUUUGUUCGACAUGUAAUGGUAAAUUGCAUACAAUUUUGACAAAUCUCGCAUGUUAGUUUGUAUCGAACGAUACGGAAACAGACUAUAGUUUGUCUCUUUAAAAAAAAAACUACGUAUGCGUGACAUGCGUGAAAAAAGUUUUACAGUCUAUCUUUUAAUUAGUUUUAUGUUUCAAAUGAGUUUGUUUUGUUGUUUUUAAAGUAACUAUAGCAAAAGUUUCGUUAUCAUUAAAAUGAGCGACAAAGAUAUUUCGACGACGCCGCCAUAUAUCCGCGAGUUCCGCCAAUAGAGCAACGAUGCCCCAAUGUCGGCUGUAAUUUGGGUUAGUAAAUGAAAGAAAUAAAGUUUAUAAUAUGUAUGUAGAUAAAAUAGUGUAUGUAACUCUACAUAAUUAGGCAUUAUAACACUCGUGGGGUCCUUUUAAGUUACUCACUUCGUCCGUUUCUUAAACCUACACUUGUGUUAUAAUGCCUUGGCCGUAACUAUAUAAUUAUGUAAAGUGAAGCACAUAGCUAAAAUCGAAUCAAAUCAAUAGAAAUUACAAAUAAUGAAAAAAAAAACAAUUUACCUUCAUUAUUUCAUAAUCUCGCACUUUUUAAGAACAACCAUUACUUUAUCAACAGUUUUAUAUACCUACUUAAAUAUUCUAUUAAUAUAAUUAUUUAGUUUAGUAAGCGAAAACAACCUUCGUAAUAAUUUUAGAAUACCUACACGUCAAAUGCUUACUAAAUCUGUCAUAUUUUUUACAUUUUUUGUAUUUUCCAUUGAACUUUACUUAGUUUAAGAUCGUAACAUGAUAAGAUUCAUAUACCUACUAGCCGUGUCUUAUCCAACCUCGUCAUUGGCAGAAUCAUCAACACCUUGAUGGAGCCAUAACACGAAAAAUUGAUUGAUUCACUUUAGCUGUAACUUGCACUAACUGCAAAAUGGGUCGCAGAUUUAAAGGUAAAGAUAAAGAUGUGAACCUCGCGUAUUAGCUAAUCCUAGAAAACAUGUUGUUAUUCGAUCAAGGGGAUAUGAUGCCCAAAGCCGAAGUUGCAUUUACUAGUAUUCUGUGAGAAACUACAGUCCAAACUAGGUAUGUUGAAAUUAAGUGAUAAUAAGGUACUUAUUUCUUAAGUUUUAGCAAGUAGACAGGUUUAUAUCAUGCCUAAAUCUUUGUCGAUAUGUAAUAACUAUGUACCACCUACCAGUAACCGGAGUACCUUUUGUGGCCACUGAACCCUUUGUGCCCAUUUAUUGUCUUAAAUAUAUAAUAAAAUAAAUUUAUUUAUUACAAAACUUGAUUCGUUACCGUAUAAAGCUUUAAAAACUUUAAAAAAUGUUUGUGUAUAUUAGUUUACUAAGUAUAUAUUUAUUCAAAUUUAAACUUACCAAAAACGGUGCAUAGGUGGCCAAAACCGGUACUUCUGCCCUACGUGUAUUGCAAUGUACUCCUUACCAGUUUUCCAAUUCGAUUUUGUACGGUAUAUUUAUUUAUACGGAAUGUAUUGGUUGUAGGUACCUACUCACUAUCUAAAUGUUACCAUAUCAAAACAUAACAGAUACCAUAAAACCACCCAACUAUACUCCAAAGCUCCCAACUAUGGUCCAUAAAUAAACUAUUUUUUUUCUCGUUCAGGUGUGUAUUUUACUAUAUUUUUGUAGUUCUAAUGCAAAGUAUGUUUAUAUAUGGAAGGUAAAACUAGGAGUAAACCAAAAGGAACAUUGGUAUAGAAACUUAAUUUCCUUUUGAACUUAUGGACCAUAGUUGCAGUAUUGGACUAUAGUUGGGUUAGGUUAGGUUAGGCAGUAAUAGAAACAUGUUUUCUAAAUCUUAUAUGUACACAAUGGCAGGUAACUAAGCAAAGAGUAGAAGUAAAGAUAUGAAGCAGGUACGUAAGGCUAUUUAUCAGGUGACAUUGAUUUCAUUGGCACCUAGGUCGAUCUACAUUCAAGCCAAGCUACAUUUUUGUUUAAUCGCGUAUCAACAGCCGAUAUAGGCCCAUAUUUGCAUGAAAUAAAAGCUUUGCUCGUAAAAUUAGAUUUUAAUAGAUUCCAAAUAGCGUAAUUUCCAGGAGGUUUGAAAAAAUCUAAUGGAACAAAUGUAUGUAUGAUGUAAAUGAUGUUGUAUUGAGAGUAUACCGUGUGAAUGACUUGAAUGAGUAAAAAUUUUUCACUUAUGAAAAAAUUACAGACCUUUUUUUACAUUAUGAAUUCGGCUGUGACGGACUUACAAACAAUGUUGUAUCCUUUGGAAGUAUCUAAGAUAUCGUAUAGGUAUAUUUUUAGACAAUUGUACCUAUAACCAAAUAUACUAUUGAAGUUCCUAUUUGGCCCGUCAUAACUGUAUGUAUUUUUUAAAUCGAUUGCCCGUAGGUACAGUUGCUAUCCGUCAAAUAUCGAUGUGAACAUGAUGCUCCUAAACAUCUGGACAACCACUCCAGGCGUCAAUGCAAAUUCCGAUAUUUUUAAGCACGAUAUAGGUAUAUUAUUGAUGGCGACUGUAAGAGGGUCAUAAUAUCUAAUUUUAUAAAAUAUGUUUUAGAAAUUAUUAUUAUUAUAAUGAAGUAUAAAACGUACAAUCA
Messenger RNA from Cydia pomonella (codling moth), 5425 nucleotides. RefSeq names its product proton-coupled amino acid transporter-like protein pathetic (gene path). Gene Ontology annotation, molecular function: amino acid transmembrane transporter activity. Gene Ontology annotation, biological process: amino acid transmembrane transport. The coding region runs from base 355 to 1764 and encodes 469 amino acids. Lineage: Eukaryota; Metazoa; Arthropoda; Insecta; Lepidoptera; Tortricidae. The transcript is spliced from 9 exons. The record is from RefSeq and is a predicted model, not a curated record. Gene Ontology annotation, cellular component: vacuolar membrane.